Molecule: messenger RNA, 847 nt
Organism: Felis catus (domestic cat)
Lineage: Eukaryota; Metazoa; Chordata; Mammalia; Carnivora; Felidae
Exons: 2
Coding region: 14-730 (238 amino acids)
Source: RefSeq, a predicted model, not a curated record
GCCAUUACAAAUUAUGCGGCCAUUAACAUCCUUGUACAUCAGCCUUGGGUGUGUUCGCUUCUCUGGGGGUAGAUUCCCAGGAGUGGAAUUGCUGAGUCGAAACUUCAAAUCUUUCAUUAUAAUAGAUGUUGUCACACAGCUCUCUCAAACGUCCAUAACCAUUUGCAGCUCCAGCAACAAUGCAGGAGACUCCCCGUGGCUCUUCAUCACCGCCAACAAACCCGUUCCAGCUGCAGUCGCCCGCCCCCCCCCCCCCCCGCCACCCCAUCCGCAGUUCCGCUGCCCGUGGUUUCUGUUACCCGAGAUCAACCGCCCUCUGAAGGCAGAUGACACUUCUGCUGCUGGAAGGUCAGAAGGUCAGCGGUGGACUAACGCUACGUCACUGCGCGUGUGUCACUCACGCCACUUCGUCUCAUCACGCCGGUAUUUUAUCAUCUCCCAUCAUCACAAGAAGGCCGUUUCCAACCUGGAGUUCGUCAAAAGGUGUUCGCCUUUCUGGCAAUUCCUGGCUCUAAAGGUCUACGUUGUAACCCAAAGCAUUCUGGCCGAAAACCGUCACCUUCGGUCCAUCCCCGAGAAAGUGAAGAGUUCCUGCCCUUGGAAAAAGUGUCACAACCUCAGGACCCGCCUCAGGACCCGACUCUCCGUGGGCUCUCCACGUCCUUCACUGCUUUGCCUUCUCCUCCAAGUACAAGCCGGUCUCAUCAUUCAUGGUAGCUGUGUUCCAUAAAGCUGCCGGGAAUACAGGACUGUAGCACCUGGGGAAGUUCAAGUGUCGGUCUCUGCCAGCCCCUGGUCAUAGCAGUUUCAUCAACUGGCCAAUAAAUAACUUUGUUUUAUGUGUUAA